Messenger RNA from Cuscuta campestris, 636 nucleotides. Lineage: Eukaryota; Viridiplantae; Streptophyta; Magnoliopsida; Solanales; Convolvulaceae. The record is from the annotation of a GenBank genome assembly.
UAAGAUUUUCGUUUAUUAGCCUUUAUUGUUGCUAUGGUUUGUUGCAAGAAAUAUGAGCGACAAUGAGAACCCUCCUCCCCCCACGCCGACUGAUCGAGAGGUGUUGGCACGUUUGAGGAGGUCCGUCAUUGGUAGAUGGAGACCCUCUUCUCGCCAGGGAUCGAGCACAGCCACUACAUCCACAGGCACUCCUUCUAUUACCUCGAGUCCAUUCACUGACACGCAGGUGUCCCCCUCCACCCCACGUACUACGCCAUCUGGCCCUUGUACGUCAGCAUCUAGGGUCGGGGAGAGUACUGAGGACCAGGAGGACGAAGGUGGCGAUGGACACAGUGGCAGGACUCGUGAUGCUGAGGACCAUGAUGACGAGGUCCACGAUGAUGAGGACCAGGAGGGUGGAUAUAACGAGGGUCCCGGUCAUCAGGGUCAGUUCGUGUAUGUUAAUUCGGAUGACGAGGUUACAAUCACUACUGCUGGUGCUGGGCUCAUCACACCGGCAUUCUACGAGAGGACGGACACAGCUGGCAUGUCGUGGCGCAAAGUCUCAGAGACGACGAAGGAGUUCUACUAUCGAGAGUUCAAGAAAAAUGCUCGAGUGGAUCCAUCAAUCGAUUAGGGCAGGCUCAGGAAAGCUUU